This is a messenger RNA of Truncatella angustata, 951 nucleotides long. RefSeq lists its product as uncharacterized. Gene Ontology annotation, cellular component: glutamate-cysteine ligase complex. Gene Ontology annotation, biological process: glutathione biosynthetic process. The transcript has 2 exons. Lineage: Eukaryota; Fungi; Ascomycota; Sordariomycetes; Amphisphaeriales; Sporocadaceae. The coding region runs from base 1 to 951 and encodes 316 amino acids. Gene Ontology annotation, molecular function: glutamate-cysteine ligase catalytic subunit binding; enzyme regulator activity. The record is from RefSeq and is a predicted model, not a curated record.
AUGACUAGCAUAAUCCUGUCAACCGGGAACAUCGUCGCAGGCGGGCCCUCCAUCAUCCGAAAGCCGGGAGCGUACAGAUCAAAUCUCGAAUUCACAAACUCGCUCCGAAGCAGCUUCCUAGCCGCACAACAGGACUACGCAACCGCCUUCAACAACGUCGAUGGCGCUGCUAAUGGCAAUGGCGCCAUUGAAGCACAGGUGAACGGUGACAAGCCGGUCACUGAUGUAUGGACAGAGAAGAUUGGCGACUCGCUAUAUGUGCCGCGCAUUGAUUGGUCUGCAGUCGGCCUGCAGGAGGACAGGGAUUCCUACGAAAUUACGCUGAAGCUUUUCUUCCUGCCUACUGCGCCCGUGUCAGAGAGAUCGAAAUACAUCGAUGCAGCUUUACAGCUGGUCAAGAAAGAGCUUGGGGUGAAAGAUGUUGAUCUGCUCAUUGUUUCAUAUCCAGGCAUCUCAUUUGAAGGCGAUUGCGAAUGGGAAGCAGACAAGAUGAACUCGACCAUGGGUAAUGCCCAGGACGAAGUCGACACUUGGACCGCCCUGGAGACUUUACAUGAGAGAGGCGAAGUAGAAAGGCUGGGCGUGGCCGAGUUUGGCACCGAAAAACUGUCCAACUUUAUCAAGAAAGUUCAAGUCCGCCCCGCAGUUGACCAAAUCAACACGAGGAAUUGCUGCAGCGUGCCACCUCCACUGAUUGACCUGGCAAACAAGGAGAGCAUCGAGCUGUUAACACAUACCGAUUGCACAGACAUCUUACCUAGCGGUACACUACGAGAAUUGCUCGGCCAGGGACUGCAAGGUGCUGGCCUGUUGGCCGAUGAGAGCUCGGACAAAGGGCUCAGGGGCGACUUGACGCCGCAAUGGGUUGUGAAGUAUACAGCCUUUGUGAAAGACCGCGGCGUGAUCGAGAACAAGGGGUAUUUCGCAGGCGCACAGCUCCUUGAGCAAUGA